Messenger RNA from Rhinichthys klamathensis goyatoka, 686 nucleotides. Its product is annotated as tumor necrosis factor receptor superfamily member 14-like. Gene Ontology annotation, biological process: positive regulation of T cell migration; negative regulation of alpha-beta T cell proliferation; defense response to Gram-positive bacterium. Gene Ontology annotation, molecular function: protein binding. The record is from RefSeq and is a predicted model, not a curated record. Lineage: Eukaryota; Metazoa; Chordata; Actinopteri; Cypriniformes; Leuciscidae. Bases 60 to 686 code for a protein of 208 amino acids. The transcript is spliced from 5 exons. Gene Ontology annotation, cellular component: external side of plasma membrane.
AGCACAUACUCUUUGUCUCCACUUUCAAACUGAAUAAAUAAAUCUGCAUUUCACUUUAUAUGAAUAUGAUUAAGUUAGGAUUUAUCUUAUCCAUUGCUGCAGUUGUCACUUUGAACUUUGAACUGUGUAUCAGUGCGUGUGCUCGUGCUGAAUAUGAGGUUAAUGGAGAAUGCUGCCCCAUGUGUGUGCCAGGAACCCGUGUUCAUCGGCAUUGCACUGCAGAAACCAGCACCACUUGUUCUUCAUGUCCUGCAUUAACUUACACAGAUGAACCCAAUGGACUCACAGCAUGUUUUCCCUGCUCUCUGUGUCCAGGACUACAAGGAGUAAGAAUAAAGAGAAGCUGCACACGCUAUGCAGAUACUGUCUGUGAGUCACUGGAGGGAUUCUACUGCAUUGAGCAAAAUAGAGGCAGCUGUACAUAUGCUGUGGAACACUCUGAAUGUCACCCUGGACAAUAUAUCAGACAAGCAGGAACAGCAUUUACUGAUACUGAUUGUGGUAACUGUGCAGAAGGCACUUACUCUAAUGGCUCUUUUACUACCUGUCAACCACAUUCAAAAUGCGAUAAUGAGGGACUUGCAGAAAUAAAAUCAGGAACAAUGUCAUCUGAUGCUGAAUGUGGGAAUUCAACAAGUGUUAAUGCUUUUUACAGUUUUUUUAAAUGGAUUUCACACAAUUUCUAA